Mollisia scopiformis is the source of this 2576-nucleotide messenger RNA. RefSeq names its product aquaporin. Gene Ontology annotation, cellular component: plasma membrane. The record is from RefSeq and is a predicted model, not a curated record. The transcript is spliced from 2 exons. Gene Ontology annotation, biological process: glycerol transmembrane transport; water transport. The coding region runs from base 345 to 2576 and encodes 743 amino acids. NCBI's taxonomy places the organism in Eukaryota, Fungi, Ascomycota, Leotiomycetes, Helotiales, Mollisiaceae. Gene Ontology annotation, molecular function: glycerol channel activity; water channel activity.
GAGUAAUGUUCUGUGGGCCAAUGAGCGGACAUGAUCUCCUGAGCUCAGAUUUCUUACAGUAUCGUUUGCGUGUUUGUGGAUGGUGCGGCAUGGGACAUCGUAAUCAGAUGAGUGCAAGGGGAAGGGGUCCGAGUAUUUUUAUACUUCUGCAAGGGCAUCCCCUCCUUUGUUGGAACUCUAUUUCACUGCUUUGGACCCUGAUAUUUCGUCUAAGUUCUCCCUUGGGUCUCUUUGCUCUUGGCAUACAAACAUUUAUGUGGUAGUCGUCCUUCAGUGGUAUUGGCCACAUCACGGUCGUUAUUUUUAUUUUUGCAACUUCUUUUUGUUUGGCGGAGUGAUUAAUCAUGACAGACGAGCAGAAGGAUAAGAGGCAGAGUUUGGAGGUGCCUGGUGCUGAGAGUGGAGGAGAGGCAGCUGCAGGGCCAGGCUCGACAAGUGCUAGUCGACAAGAGAGGAGUGUCACACCUUCAGCCAGAGCUGCGGAAGCAGAAGGAAUGGGGGCUCCAACUUUGCAAAGAGCAGGAACAUUACCACCACCGCGAGCGAGAUCCGAGGAUGCAGAAAAUGCCACCCCUUUCAAUCGCCGCCGAGGACGAACCAUAUCCGCACGAGAUAAAGCUCUCGACCCCCGUCCAAUGUCUCCUCGAUCACAAUUGUUCAAACGGCCAUCUCGAGGUAGGGGGGACAGUAGUGGCAGAGAAGGCAGCAUGGAACCAAUACCGGAGAGCAGACAACAACAAUCGAGCACGAGUAGACCGAGAAGAAGCACAGCUUCCGAGAGACCUUCGUUCAUUUCACCCGGCAUGCGUCCAAGAAUGAGUACAUGGGCUGUUGGACCAGAUCCGGUGCGGGGCAACUCGAUACAACGCAGACCUACAAUUCUCAUAAAUCCUCCUGCUCAGACGACAGGUCGAGACAUGGAUGCUCAAUCAGCGAACUUUACGCUAGCUGGAGCAGCCCCUAUGGAUCAAAUUGCAGCCAACCAGCCAUAUGUUGAUCCAGGAUACGCGGAUCUGAAUCCUGCGUACGACCAACCUGUCAAUGCUCGUCCUGUCUGGGGUCUAGCAAAACCUCUCCCCCGUGUCAUUCGACCUGGCAUGGUGCCAACGAGGAGUGAGCUCAAACUUCAGAUCCCAGAGGCAGAACAGCAGAAACAAGAUGCAGCAAAUAUUGAUCUCGAGCAAGGCAGAGUGCAAGCAACCUUGAAUCCCAGCAAAAUAUCACCACAACUGCAACAAGCAAGGCGGGAGCGAGAGAAUCGUUUGAUGCAAACAUAUAGCCGAACCGGUCUAUCGCCCAUCUCACCAAUUAAUCAAAGACCUUCAAGCGUGCUUUCUCCUUCUUCUCAAGUCAUCGAAGAGGAAGGGGAGCAAGAUCUCGGUACAGCACAUCCACACACAGAUCUUGCUCCCGUCCUCGAGCAACCCACCCCAGGUCCUACUCGCCCCGGCUCUCCCGAAGAACAACAACAGCAACAACAACCAGACCUCUCGCACUGGAUCCCCGACGACGCUUCCUCAAUCCUAACCGCGAAGGAAGAUGAGAAUGAAGGUGCCCUAGACGGGGAUUGGAUCGGUGAAGAAUUCCCCCUCAAAGCCUACGAUCCCGAAACAGACGAGAUCCACAACCUCCACACGCACUGGUCUGUAAUACGUUUGCGCUUCCGAGAACCGCUCGCCGAACUCCUCGCCGUCACAGUCCAGCUCACUCUCGGAUUCUGCGCCGAUCUAGUGGUCACAACAUCCGCCUCCAAAGCCGGCAACGAAGAAACUACCGACUGGGCCUGGGGCCUCGCCACCAUGGUCGGAAUCUACAUCGCAGGUGGCAUAUCCGGCGCUCACUUAAACCCCGCUAUAUCCAUCAUGUUGUACAUAUUCCGCGGCUUCCCCCUCCAAAAAGUACCCAUCUACAUCGCGGCCCAAAUCUUGGGUGCUUUCCUCGCUGGUUUGAUAGCUUUUGGCCUCUAUCAAAAAGACAUCAUCGCGUAUGGGGGCGCGGAUCUCGCGAAUUCUGGCACGUUGAGUAGUUUUAUCACGUACCCGAGAUAUGAAUGGAUCGACGCCUCAACAGCCUUCUUCACCGAGUUCACAGGGACGGCCAUCCUAUCCGUCGCCGUCCUGGCCUUGGGAGACGAUACCAACGCCCCGCCCGGCGCGGGAAUGAAUGCCUUUGUCUUGGGCCUCAUCAUCACGGUCCUGUCGAUGGCGUUUGGAUAUAAUACCGGGGCGGCGAUGAAUCCAGCCAGAGAUCUAGGGCCGCGAUUAGCGUGUCUAGCGGUCGGGUAUGGAAGUGAGAUUUUCAAAAAUGGGUAUUGGAUCUAUGGGCCCUGGGUGGGCACCAUUACGGGGGCGUGCUUUGGGGCGUUUUUGUAUGAUGCGGCGAUCUUUGUGGGGGGUGAGAGUCCGGUUAAUUAUCCAAGGAGGAGGAUUGUGAGGGCGGGGAGGAAGUGGAAGAGGAGGUGGGCGGGGAGGAUUAGGAGGGGAAGGGGGAGGUGGACAGACGGAUUAUCGAAGCGUGGAAGAGAAUGGAACGAAAGUAGAUUGAGAUUAGUUGGGGAGUGGUUGGCCAGUAGAUGA